Molecule: messenger RNA, 1405 nt
Organism: Nerophis ophidion (straightnose pipefish)
Lineage: Eukaryota; Metazoa; Chordata; Actinopteri; Syngnathiformes; Syngnathidae
Product: zinc finger protein 260-like
Exons: 3
Coding region: 1-1302 (433 amino acids)
Biological process (GO): regulation of transcription by RNA polymerase II
Molecular function (GO): RNA polymerase II cis-regulatory region sequence-specific DNA binding; DNA-binding transcription factor activity
Source: RefSeq, a predicted model, not a curated record
AUGGCCUUUCUGGGGACAUUGUGUGGAAACAACAACCUCACCCUCAACUCAGACUACACCAAGGAGUCAAAAAAGGAUAUGAGAAAGGAACCAGAGAAGGCACAAGAGCUAUGCAAUUUAAAGCAGGGUAGCGGCUUUGUGUGCGACUACGCCACCCGCUUCCGCAUGCUAGCAGCAGAAAGCGAGUGGGAAGACAUGGCCCUCUAUGAAGUCUUUCUGAAGGGACUCGGAGCUUCCAAUCAGGACCUCUUUGUUCCCUUAGACCUAAACGACGUCUAUGAAAAAUAUUGUCCAUCUGAGCAGCAGGAGGGGUCCUGCAGUAUGGAGCAGAAGAGGUCACAGCACCUCCACGUGAAGGAAGAGGAGCCACAGCCCCCUCACUUUAAAGAUGAAGAAAAACAGCGGCUGUCCCCCCACUUCAUAGAGGAAGACAAAAAAUAUCCCAUCAGUGUGAAGAGUGAAGAUGAUGAGGUAAAAGGGGAAAGUGAGGAGAGGGGAGGGGGGAAGCCUCCAAGCAGCAGCUCAACACAACACAUGACAACAGAAGCUGAUGGAGACCACUGUGGAGGAUCACAAGCAGACAAGCUCUUAGCUCCACUAUCAGAUAGUGAGGACACAACGUCACACUCUCCUGACACUGAUGAUGAAGACUCUAAAGAUGAUAAGACAUGUCACACUGACAACACUCACUUCACAUGUUCUCACUGUGACAAAACCUUUAAAUACCAUAGUAACCUGAAAAGACACAUGAUAACACAUACUGGGGAAAAACCUUUUACAUGUUCAGUCUGCAGUAAAGAUUUUGCUCAAAGGCAAUAUUUGAAAAUACACACGAGAAUACACACUGGAGAAAAACCUUUUUCAUGUUCAAUCUGCGGUAAAGCUUUUACUCAAAGGCAAUCUUUCAAUAGUCACAUGAGAAUACACACUGGAGAAAAACUUUUUUCCUGCUCAGAAUGUGGUAAAAGUUAUGUAAUAAAACAAAGUUUAAAAGAACACAUGAGAAUACACACUAGAGAAAAACCCUUUUCCUGCUCAGAAUGUGGUAAAAGUUUUGCAAUAAAUCAAAGUUUAAAAAGACACAUGAGAACACACACUGGUGAAAAACCUUUUUCAUGUUCAAUUUGCAGUAAAGAUUUUACUCAAAGGCCCCAUUUCAAAUCACACAUGAGAACACACUCUGGUGAAAAAAACAUACUCCUGUUCAAGCUGCCACAAAAGCUUUCGUCACUCAAAAUCUGUUACAGCACACAUGAGAACACACACAGGAGAGAAAGUGUUCAGUUGCAGUGUGUGUGGUGAAAGAUUCUCUUCUAAGUACCAGUGUAAGAAACACAAGUGUGCUGGUGGGAACAGCAGCAGCAAAUGAAACUGCAGGAUUUGAAAUAAACUGUCAAAACUUUAA